Molecule: messenger RNA, 1967 nt
Organism: Hermetia illucens (black soldier fly)
Lineage: Eukaryota; Metazoa; Arthropoda; Insecta; Diptera; Stratiomyidae
Product: FGGY carbohydrate kinase domain-containing protein
Exons: 7
Coding region: 255-1886 (543 amino acids)
Biological process (GO): carbohydrate metabolic process
Molecular function (GO): kinase activity; phosphotransferase activity, alcohol group as acceptor
Source: RefSeq, a predicted model, not a curated record
GAACAAAAUGCUAAUCUAGCUCCGGAAAGAUAACGCGAGCAACGAAAUGUGCUUUCCAUCUUGCCCACCAGCACUACGGCCACCAGUCAACAUUUCGAGGUCGGUUGAGCGAAGCUGGGAUUCUCCAGCUGGUGCUAAUUAGACUCGAACGCGGAGUUCUAGCUGAGAGCGCUACCGUACAAGUGAAAGUCGUGAAGUGUUCCACGCGCGUGUACCAGUGAAGUGUCCUUAAGUGCGACAAAGGCGACCCGGAAAUGCCUGCGAUAUAUUUUGUUGGGGUGGACGUAGGGACGUCGAGCGCCCGCGCCGGCCUCGUAGACUCCAAGGGCAAGGUCUUGGAAAUGCAUACGCGGGAGAUACAAACGUGGAACCCGCAACCUGAUCACUACGAACAAUCCUCCGACAAUAUUUGGGCAGCUGUUUGUGAGUGCGUCAAGCAUGUCGUUCGCAAUAUCGACCCUGAAGAUGUGGCUGGCAUCUCUUUCGAUGCCACAUGUUCCCUUGUCAUCAUAAACAAAGACGGCUUGCCGCUAAGCGUUAGUACCACUGGUCGUGAUGAGCAAAAUGUCAUUCUUUGGAUGGAUCAUCGUGCCGGCCAGGAGGCGGAAACUAUCAACAGUACAAAGCAUGAACUGCUCAAAUUCGUCGGUGGCCAGGUCUCACUCGAAAUGGAAAUUCCAAAGCUGCUAUGGCUUAAAAACAACCUUUACAUAUCCUGCUGGUCAAAUAUUUGGCGAGCUUUCGAUUUACCCGACUUUUUGACGUGGAAGAGUACAAACUGUGAUGUCAGAUCUUUGUGUUCGACUGUAUGCAAGUGGAAUUAUGAUGCAAUCAACAAUCGUUGGUCAGAAAACUAUCUGAAAAGCAUUGGAUUGGAUGAGUUAUGUCGCAAUGACUUUGAGGUCAUCGGAAAGCGGGUCGUGCCACCAGGCACCCCAAUUGGAGCAGGUCUUACAAAGGAAGCAGCUGAGAGUUUGGGACUGGUACCGAAUACGCCUGUUGGAGCUUCAUUGAUUGAUGCUCACGCUGGAACUUUAGGUUUAUUGGGCUGUAAUUCGUCUUCGAGUCACACUUAUGGAAUUCUCGACAAAAUGGCGCUGAUUUGUGGAACGUCUACAUGUCAUAUGAGCUUGACCGAAAAACCAUGUUGGGCAAAUGGCAUUUGGGGUCCUUAUAAAAGUGCAGUCAUUCCAAAUUAUUUUUUAAACGAAGGUGGUCAAAGUUGUACAGGAGCUCUUGUAGACUUCGUUCUUAUGACGCAUCCUUGUUAUGGAGCAAUCAAAGCGAAACUCCGAUGCAAUGAAAAUAUUUAUUCCUACCUAAAUGGAGUGCUUCAAUCCUUGGCAGCAGAGAGGAAAAUCGACGAUUAUUCCACCUUAACAAAGGACGUUCAUGUCUGGCCAGAUUACCAUGGCAAUCGAUCACCUAUUGCAGAUCCAACACUAAAAGGAAUGGUUUCAGGGCUCAAUCUCAAAGCCGAUGAAGAGACGUUAUCGAUCUUGUAUUUGGCAGUCGUACAAGCUUUAGCAUACGGCACGCGUCACAUCAUUGAAAAUUUAUCCUCGCACGGACGCCAGCCUUUUAAAUGCCUACUGAUUUGCGGCGGACUGAGCAAAAAUCCUGUUUAUGUACAAACCCAUGCAGAUGUGUGCAAUAUGGACGUGAUUUUGCCGGAAGAGCAAGAGAAAGUGCUUGUCGGUGCUGCAAUAUUGGGAGCUGCUGCUGCGAAAGUUUAUCCAUCCUUAGAGGCUGCGGUUGAAGAAAUGGGAGGAUCUGGCAAAGUAGUUCCACCAAAGCCCGACGCUGUUAGUUAUCAUCAGAAGAAGUACAAAGUUUUCCUGAAAAUGUUGGAGGAUCAACGGAGCUACAGGAAAUUGAUGGAGUGAUUGAGGAAGGCAGCAAAAUAUUUUUUUUAGUGAUUAGACAAAAGACAAUAAAUAUUUUCGAUUUAUGGUAUAUGAAAUAAA